GACGAGCGGGAGCGGGACGGAGCUGUCCCCGAAUUUCAGGUUCAUUCUGUCGGAUCUACCCACUGCUGCGGCCCCGGGACAUCUACCUGUGUGGACCCUGGACCGAUUCAUUUUACCAGUCUGACCGCAGGAAGACCGCGAGACCACCGGUUGAUUGUGGGAGCUGUAGACGAGACAGUCUGAGGAUCUGACUCUGGGUUCACUGUGUGACCGGCUCUGUUUAACCCGGAUUCAUUUAAACAGGUCAGUUAAACCAGGUAAUUAGCCCAGGUGAGUGUGAUCAGGUGAUUCCUCAUUAGUUGAUCCGAUGUCUGCUGCCUCCUUCGCGGUGGAAGUCCACACGGUGUCUCGCUGCGCUCCCCUCUGCACAAUGCUGUUAAAGUCCCGCAGAUCCUCCGGACCCUGAUGCUGCAGAGACCCUGAGGCCACACCGGAGAGUCUGACGGAGGACAUGCUUCCGUCCGCGCCCUCCAAACGGGACACAGACGGCCGCUGCAGCCGGGACAGAGCAGCUGCGGCGGCUGCGGACGCGGAUGCGGCGGAGCGACUGCGCCCAGUGCGGGAGAGGCUCGAGGCCACCGUGUCCGGGCUGGGGGAGCUGGAUUACCUGCGGCAGCGGCAGGAGAUUCUGGUUCGGGCCGCGCUGGAGCUCCGGGAGGAGGAGGAGGAGGAGGAGCGGCGGAGGGAGGCUCAGCUGAGCUCCGAGGAGAAGCUGCUGGAGGAGAACAUCCUGCUGCUCAGGAAACAGCUGAACUGCCUGAGGAGGAGGGACGCUGGUCUCAUCAGUCAGUUACAGGAGCUGGACCGGCAGAUCAGCGACCUGCGACUGGACAACGAGGCGUCACAUGACCAGCUGGAGACUGACAGCCGACCAAGUUCAGGUUUCUAUGAGAUGAGUGACGGGGCGUCCGGCUCUCUCUCUAACUCGUCCAACUCAGUCUUCAGCGAGUGUUUCUGCUCAACAGCAGAUGUUGACGGACACCUCCCAUCUACAGAUGAGCUGACCAGCUGUUUGGAGUGUAACGGUCUGGUUGGAGGACUUUGUGAUGACUUGUCCUCUGGUACAGUUCGUCGUUCUCUCUCAGUUCCCCACCCGCCCACCCUGGAUCCCGUCCCCUUAGUGGCCUCCUGUGACUCCCUGUCUAAGUACCACUGUGACCUAGUGGCCCGGAAUGGCAGCGACUUGUACCGGUACCCAAGCCCACUGCACGCUGUGGCUGUCCAGAGCCCUGUCUUCCUUCAAAUGUUGGGCCAUGGGAGUCACAGUAGAGACGAAGGGCUUCUAAAAGCCAUUGAGGCUGGUGUUGAAGGUCUCAAAGCAGAAUCUUGCUCUCUUCUCGCUUCUGUUUCAGCUCCUCUUGUACCUCAGAGUUCUUCCUGGCCUGCCUCUUCUUCUACCUCCCAGAUUCCUUCUCAUAAGCGUCUGGACAACUACAUCUACAGUCUGCUGCAGCGGAGAGCUCUGCCCAUCAGGACCAGCAGACCCAGGACCAGCAUCAGCACUGACCCGUCAAAGAGCAUUCUGAGGCAGGCCAGUCUCAGUGUGAGGCAAGUGUCUGGUCCCACCCCUGGGUCUGCUUUAGGUACUCCGAGGGGACCUGAACUCCAACCCACCUGGGAAGCAGGAGGAGGAUCCGCAGAAGGUACUGCCACCUCAUCUCCUCAGAGACAGUGGUCUGUAGACAGGAAAGGCAAGGACCAGGAGACCCCAGAUAGUUUCCAUAGCGGCAGCGAUGACACGCUACAAAAUGACUUCAAGAUAUACAACAGCGACAUGGCACAGAACCAGAAAGGCUCUUUUACUAAUGGCAUUGAGAAUGGCUGCUUCCUCACCAACAAGGACGUUAACACAAACACCAACAACCUGCUGAAAAAGACAAGCAAUGCAGCUCUACCUAAAGACUUCAGGGAGCUGGGCAGUCCCAAAGGUAACUCCACCCCAAAAGAAACCAAGAAACCAUGUUACCCCCCUGACCAAGAACUGCUCCUCAUAUCACCUCCAACAGUCAAAACACAAUCAGGAACUCAGAAUAGCCCCAAACCUCUACAGACUGGCCAGACAGAGAAAAGUGAUAGGUCAGGGCCAGACCUCGCCAGUCUAGGGUCUUCCUCCCAGAGUCAGGAUGAAGCAGGAGGAGAAGGAGGACGGAGUCACAUGGUUAAUGCCAUGUACAUCCCUGCCCAGCGGCAAAACAUCAAACUCCGCAAGGGAGGCAGCAAGCAUGUCAAGACAGUCAAGGGGAAGAGUACCACCACGAUGAAGACAAGUCGGGCCUCUGAACACGAUGAGCCUACAGAGAGAAAAAGGGAUGUGUCCCACCACAGAUCUAGUUCUAAGAAGUCCUGCCUACCGGCAGAUGGAUGCUCCGCCCACAUGAAAGUCUCAAACAGAGUACCUGGCAGUUCUCCUGGGGUGUCCUCGUCUAGAAUCAGACGCCUGCCUCUGUCCAUCCCAGAAGGCCGAGCCCUGGACAAACACACUGCAUCGACACUAAUCAGUUUGCGGUCAGGUGUAUCCAAGAAUCUCCACGGAAAGCACCAUCAUUACAGUGGUAACCACCGGCAUCAUCAUCAUCACCACACUCGUGACCAGGUUGUGGUCGUCACCAAACCAAAGCACAAACGAAAUGAUUACCGGCGGUUACGUGCAAUCAUGGAGGUCCCGUACGAUGAGGCAUUCAGGUGCACUCAGCGGCGGCAGAGAAAAGAGCCUCUCAGCCAUUCUGCAGCCAGCGUGUACCUCCCCUCCUCUGGGCAGCUGAGAAGCCCCUACUCUUACAUUGGAGGAAGUGAUUCAGAAUAUUCAGCUGAGUGUGCAUCACUCUUUCACUCCACCAUCAUGGACACCAGUGAGGACGAGAGGUCCAACUACACCACGAACUGCUUUGGAGACAGUGAAUCUAGUGAGGAGGAGUAUGUGGAGGAGACCACCACCACCAGUGACACUGAGGCGAGUGGGGGAGGUGGAGCUGGCAGCCAGCUAGAUGCAUCGGGGACCAGGGAGGUAGGUCAUGAAAUGACUUCACCUCAGGCGAAGGCCUUUGUCAAAAUUAAGGCCUCUCACAACCUAAAGAGGAGGAUCCUGAGGUUCAGGACAGGUUCACUCAAGCUCAUGACCACUGUGUGAGUCAGCCGGAGGCCAAACUGGACCAGAGCCAUACCUGCUGGGGUGCCUUACCCAUGCAAUUCUGAACCAAACCCACCUAUGAACAAAAUCUAGAAAUGCGGAAAAGAAAGAAUUCUACAGCGACAGUUAAACCAACACCAUGCCACUUUAUCCUGAGUGAUCCAAACCAGUCAUCCAUCUCUGUAAGAGCAUGUGUGACAUUUUUCCAGGCUGAUCCCCAACUAGAAAACAGUCCUUAUGGAUUUUUCUUUAAUUUAUUUUAUUUUUAACAUCCUGUCUUACUCUUUAGUUUUUAGACAGGAGGUACAUUCAGCGCCUUCAAACACAGCCUUCUGUGUUCACCUGUGGGGUCCUUCUGAAUGGCUCAGUGUUGUGCUAAUCAUGACCUCAGGAGUAGAAAUUCUCUAACUGCUCUGAGAAGUUGUGAAGUGUGGGGGUUAGUCAGCUUUCUGUGUGUACUUCAGUACAAUGUUUAAAUGCUAAAAAGGGAAAAAUGAGGUGUGUUCAUUUUUGUUGUCGGUAACCUGCAGCAGUGUGAGUGGUUCGACACACCAUGAACCACAGCACUGGGUUCUUCACAGAGAACAAACAUUUAAACACACACACACACAUUUUCUAUGGUUAUGUCUUCAAGGUUCUCACUUCCAACUUCCCACGUUCAAAACAAACAGCAUAAGAUGCUUUUUGGGAAACUACUGUUUGAGAAGAGGUAAUGGGUUGGUUUGGAGUUCGGAUUCAGAUAUUCAAAUUGGCCCUCUUCCCUCCCCUCUGUCUGUCCUGGCCCAACAUGCGCCUCAGCCAAUGUAAACCUGGCUUUUAGUUAGACCUGAGAGGUGGAAUCAAGGCCUCGGUACGCUUCAGUCCAGUAUACUGUCCAACCAGGUCUGCAUUCAAAAUGUGUUUACAGGGGAGGCAGGGUGAGAAACCUGCUGAUAUGGCCUCCUCCUGGCUGCAUAUACCUGCCUCCUCCAUCCCUCUCCAGACUACCAACCAGGCAAGAUGGGAAACUUCUCCAGGGCACAUUAGCAUCCAGGUUUUGAUAAUAAUUAAUAUGAUGUUUACAUAGAACAUAAGAUGUCUUGUUAUUCAUCUCCCCGUUUACAUGAUCACAACAGUAUCCAGGUUUCUGUGAGCAGUUGUGUCUUCAUUUACCAUCUCAGACAUUAAAUUCCAGGUUUCACAAAACAAUGUUAUCACUGUUUAAAGUGAGUGGGUUUGUCCAGAAUUCACUAUGAGUUUCAGAUGCUAUUAGAUGGUCUGAAAGGCACUUAGAAGCAGACUGUGGCCUUCAGUGUUUCUGUUGGACCUGUGCUCUCUGGUCUCUGGUAGAAGGGGGUUUUGGUCAGGUUUUCCCGAGAAGUGUUUGGAAAGUUCUUCAGAUGAUUCCUCAAAUGUUUCUUAGGACAUUUCUUAAUGUCUCCAGAAGGUUCUUCAAAGGUUUCGGUUGGAUCUCUCUGCAGUAAUCUCUUCAUUUCCUGCACUUUGAGAUAAAUUGUCGGUGGACAGGAUGGAUGAUGUAACCCUGUUAAUCUGUUGUAUGUAUGCAGCCUUGUUUUAUAUAUAUAUAUAUAUAUCAUCACAGAAAAUUUUGCCCUUUGCUGUAGAGCACCAACACAGCACGCUGAACGACUGUAAAUGCUUCUCUUUUUAUUACAUGAUCUUGAUUUAAGUUGUUAUUUUUUGAUGAAAGUUAUUUAAAACCUAAUAUAUUUGCAAUAUUUACAUAUUGGAUGUAACACAUGGUACUAACUGACUGACUGCUAGUAGAGUUUUACUGGCCCUGUGCUGCAGUUUCUAUAACAUUUCUACAGUAAGUCUCUUUCUUAAUACUUCCACCACUGUUGCCACAAUAACCUAAUCAUACAGCUUGUGAGGUGAAAACCAGUCUAACAUUUGGUUUAUUUUUCCGAUCUUGUUAUUGUCACUGCUGGGCGAAUAUCUUGUUCGCUGAUUUUGGUGAUUAUCCUGCCUGACCUGAUUCUCCAUGGUACCACUGUGGAUAAUUUUAUAAAGAACGUUUUCUUUUUUUCUUCAAACAAAAUCGGUUCAUUGGAGUUACAAGGUACAUAACUGUUUUCAGUCUUUUCUGUGUCAAUAUCACAGCAUGUUGCUGGUUCUUUAUCAAACCUGCUGCAUUGGGAAAUAAAGUUGCUGAGGCACGGUUGAAUCCUUGGUUAAAUGUAAAGGUUUUAUAUGACACAACAAAUUCUCACCUGCAAAUCACCAAAGCCAGAUACUCUGUUAACCAGGUGGGAAGUCGGUUACAACUUUGAUUUAAUCAGGUAAAGCACCAGUCCAACGUUUGAAUAAAUCAAGCUGUUUUCUGCCUUUUCCAGAGUCAGCUAUGUCAGAUGGAGUUGCAUCUGAGUGUGUGUCCAGCACAGAAAUAGAUCCAGUUUAUUGCACAUUUUCGUAACAGCAGAAUGUGAAGCAUAAAAACAGAUGUUAGAGUACAGCUGCUAUAAAAUGAGCUAAACAGACUGUAAUGUUACUGUAGGAUAAUAUGCUGGCGUUGCAUUUGCUGCCUUUCUUCCAGCAUUUUGUUGGUUUAUCUGUGGUUCUUGGUAUCAUCACUGUCUGAAAUUCACCAUAUCUCUGACUCUGACAUAUCUUUCAUACUUGGCUUCUCUUAAUUAUGGUUUAAACGAUUUGAUGUGAAUGCUGCUAACUUCAGUUACCUACAAACAGCUAGCAAAUCUUUUACAGUGUGUGUAGCUAGCCGAUGUUAUACCAGGAUGUUUUGAGCCUAUUUUAGCACAAACACAAGAAGCAGCUGAACUGUUAGCCAUCUUUCAACAACUACAAGUCUGUUUUAUUUGCAUGUAGUGUCUUGUUUAUUGUGUGUAAUAAACAUGACAAUAAAUAAACAGGAGACAUUGUGGUUUUAGUAGCAGUUAACACUGAGAUAAUCUAUUUGAGUGUUGUGUCCCUUUGGUUCCUUUAGCUAGUAAGUAAACAUGUUAGCUCUCUAGCUAACAAACGUUUGCGUCCUGGUAUCUGAGGUCUGUGUUGGGAGAAAUCAGGGUUCGUACAUAAUGUGUGCACUAAAAUUAACAUUAGCUUGUCAGCUAAUGUUAAAAUACCUUACUGUCGACAGAAACAUGGCUAUCUGAGAAUUCCCUCCGUAUUUUACAGAUUUUCAGUAGUUUUUCCACUUCUGAUGAGGCUAGCCCUCCUGCUCCCUCUCUUUAAGCUUUACCUCUGUACCGGACACACAGAGAAGCUGAUAUCCACCUGACAGGUCUGACUCUGGGGAAGAAAAGGAACAAGAGGAUUUCACCACGUUAGUUUGGUGAAGUUUACGGAGUUUUCUGACUUGAUUUCCAGUCUGCUAACCGGCUCGUGUCGAGACAUUGUUGGAGUUUGAUACUCAGCCUUAAAUGAGUUUGCUGGAAGUUCUUUAAAUUCAUUGUACGCAUCUGUUCUGGUCCGGAGUUUACAUGUUCCAGAUAUAAAUAGCUCUUCUUAAGCUUCGUUUCAGCUGUCACAUGCCAUCUCUCUGUUGAGAGCUAUUUUAAGUUGUUGUGACAGAUUUUUUUCUGGUAUUAAAACAAUUUUAUUUAAAGCUCCAGCGAGUGUUUAACAGCCUUCAACCAAAACUAAAACUUGACUGCUCCUGAGUUUAACCACCAAACUGCUUCAUAUCAAUCCAACGGUACCAACUUUUGUAAAUGAUCCGAAAUGCAACUGUAAGUGACUGUUACUGAUACUGUAUGUGUGUGUAUAUAAUGUCUGUGUAUUCUCUUAAUGGUGCUUAACCGUUUUAUGCUUCAUUAAAGGCGGACUUUAAUGUGAGAGUUUCAUUGUUCUGGGUUCAUCUGUUUCCUCUGACCUCAAAUCCUGGGCCCUGACAGCCUGGAGCUGGUAUCCAGUAAUAACCCUAACCCUGAUCACAAGGUAUUCAGUGUUUGUGUGCUAAGCAGCUUCACACACUCCUGACUCUGACCUCUGAAUGAAAUCUUUGAUCUGCAUAUUCAGAGUUUGUGGUCUGAGCUCACUGCUCAGCUUGGCUAACAAAUGUCCACGUCUGUCAGUCGCAGCAGGAAUCUGUAGUAUGACUUCACCACAUUUCAAGGUAGAUGAAAAAAGGAAAUACUCC
Toxotes jaculatrix (banded archerfish) is the source of this 7226-nucleotide messenger RNA. It is a transcript of the gene dact1, whose product is annotated as dishevelled-binding antagonist of beta-catenin 1. Gene Ontology annotation, cellular component: cytoplasm. Lineage: Eukaryota; Metazoa; Chordata; Actinopteri; Toxotidae. The transcript has 4 exons. Bases 452 to 3127 code for a protein of 891 amino acids. Gene Ontology annotation, biological process: negative regulation of canonical Wnt signaling pathway; negative regulation of JNK cascade; regulation of Wnt signaling pathway, planar cell polarity pathway. The record is from RefSeq and is a predicted model, not a curated record.